AAGAUUCCCGUCCGGUUCACACGCAGUAUCACCGCACGCGCGUUUGUUUACAUCCAUUGACAGUCCGCCGACCGUGGUGUCGGCGUUAAUGGUUUGUGUCGUACAGCCAGAACUUAAAACCGAUGUUUGGCUUCUCGAAGCAAAGAUAGUUGGUUGGAUAUGAAACAUGGAUAGGUCGAAAUCAUGAUUACUGGCGGGAGUUUGCACUCCCUGAGCUGACUUACAUCCGGGCUCUUCUCCUUCGCAUGAUGAUGAUGUGGGCUCGGUGUGUUCGGCGCGUGCCGUCGCGCUUCUCCUCAUUGAGCCGCAGAGGCUGCAGCUCCGCGCCCACAGACGGUUUGGACCGACUGCGGUCGCUGCUGCAGCUCUGCGUGGACAGACACUACGUCUCUCCCGGCGAAACGAACGCAGAUCUGUUCCAGCGAGGCUUGAGCUGCAGCUACGGACCUCUGGGCACGGAGCUGAGGAGGAACCUGCUGGAGCAGUGGUGGCACUCCGUGACCACAGGCAGAGCCAGAGGCCAAGUGCUUGGGAUCAGCACUCUGUACGUCAGUCAGGAGGAGCGAGCAGCUGACGGACUGCGGCUUGUUGAGUGUGAGCAUAUAAAGCAGAUACUGGAUCGACAGGAGAGCAAAGAGGAGAUCAUCCAGGAGAUAAAAAUGCUGCUGGAAAGAUCCCCAGAAGUGAGGACAAAUCUACUGACAGGUGCCUUGCAGCAGUUGGUCCCGUCGUUGGAGCUGGUCAACAGAAAGCUCCCGUUCGGCCUGGCAGAGACGGGUUUGUGCUUCCAGCCUUCAGCUGGUUCUGGUUGCUCGGCUGAAAUCACGCAAACGUCUCUGGUUUGGUUCUGUUCUCCUCGCACUUCUUCUCAGUGGCUGGACCACUGGACACGACAACGACUGAAGUGGUGGAAGAAGUUCGCUCUUUCCCCGUCGGACUUCAGCAGCAGUGAAGUCCCCGAGCAGGAGCUGGAAGGCGCAGCUUCUCGCGGCGUGAGGAUCUUGUACAAUUUUCCGUGGGGAAGUGAGACUCUGGAGACGCUGUGGAGCCGAGGGAAUGCUGAACUCCUGCACGUGCAUAAAGGAGCACGCUCCAAACUGCAGUGUCGAGACGGCCAAAAGUCUGUCCCUCACGUUGUCUGGAUAAGCGGGAACAUGGAUCGCGGCGUGACGGCUUUUCUGUUUAACUCACUCCAGCAGCUGAAGAGGGAGGAGGGCCGGCAGAAGCUGCAGCAGAGAAAGGUUCUGAAGCUGCAUCCGGUGUUGGCUCCAGUCAAAGUGGCUCUAAACAUCGGAAGGGGGGCCACCAUGGAACUUAGACAGGUUUGUGGAGGCCUUCUGCAGGAGUUUCUGGAAGCUAAGAUCUUCACGUGGCCUGGAUAUCUUGAAACCGUGCCGACGUCAGCAGAGCAGCAAAUUGCCAAAUAUGAUGAGAUGGGAGUUCUGUUCUCUGUGGUGAUCAGUGACAACACACUGGAGAACGGCCUCGUUCAGGUCCGCAGCAGAGACACAACCAUCAGGGAGACCAUGCACAUUUCAGAGAUCCGGAAGUUUCUGUCCAGAUACAUUUCGGCAGCUGAAAACAUCUGAAUAAAACCUACAAUUGGAGUUUUAAAAAAGUUUAACCCCUUUAUCCAAAUUUUUCUUUUUUUUUUUCAGAAUAAAAGGGACUUUUUGUGGUUUUGUUCCAGACUACUUUCUAGUUUUUUACUAUUUAUAUUUGUUCCUUUUGUCAGUAUUAGAUACUAUGCAAAGUAAGUUUGUAAUUGUACUUUUUUAAAUAAACGUUAUUUAUAUACGUGA
This is a messenger RNA of Oryzias latipes (Japanese medaka), 1802 nucleotides long. It is a transcript of the gene polg2, whose product is annotated as polymerase (DNA directed), gamma 2, accessory subunit. The record is from RefSeq and is a predicted model, not a curated record. Gene Ontology annotation, biological process: mitochondrial DNA replication. Lineage: Eukaryota; Metazoa; Chordata; Actinopteri; Beloniformes; Adrianichthyidae. Gene Ontology annotation, cellular component: mitochondrion; cytoplasm.